AUGUCAUUUUGUCAUGCAUCGUCUGGUUCUGCUUCUUCUACCUCCAAAUUCAGGAAUGCUGCAACUUCAGCGGGUUGCGUCCAAAGUGAAUUCGGCGAUAGAAAUCUACAAGCCAUACUCCUGCAACAGCAACAUCGGCAGCAGCAUGGAUCGACACAGCAGACCAAUAAUGGAACAUCAAGUGUCCGGUAUUGCAUGAAUUUGGUUGAGAAAAAUGAUCACGAAAACUAUUUGUGCACCCUGCUUUUGGAUAAUGCCCACCGUAGGCAUGCCUUUGCCCUGAGGGCAUUCAAUGUGGAAGUGGCCAAGUGUUCGGCAAAUGUUUCUGAGGAUCAUAUUGCGAAGAUGCGCCUGAAAUUCUGGUUUGAUUCCAUAGAAAAAUGUUAUGCCAAAGAGAAAACAUAUGUGGCCGAUCAACCGGUCUUAAGGGAAUUGAAGAAUGCCAUUGAUAGCUUUCAAUUAAAUAAAGUCUACCUAAAACGUCUAGUCAAUGCCCGCGAUCGUGCACCAAAUGAACCCUUUGUUACCAUUAAAGAUUUGGAAACAUAUGCCGAACAAACUUACUCAUCUCUUUUGUACCUGCUUGUUCAAUUGACUGGAGUUAAAGAUAUGAAUGUAGAUCAUGCCGCAUCACAUUUGGGCAAAGCUCAAGGUAUUGUUACACUAUUGCGAUCGGUACCCUAUACCAAACGUAGCCAAGCAUUAAAUAUACCCCAAGAAGUGCUCAUAAAGAACGGUGUGAGUCAAGAACGUGUUUUACGUUCAAAGGCCAAUGAUAAGGGUGUUGAAGAUUGUAUUUUUGAGGUAGCUACAGCGGCGCAUCAACAUUUGGAAAUGGCCCGUAAUCUUUCUGACAAAGUCCCAAAGGAAGUUCGUAAACUAUUCCUACCCGCUGUUGCUAUUGAACGUUAUUUGGAACGUUUAAGAUUGGCAAAUUUCAAUCUUACACAUCAAUCAUGCCUGCAAAGAGAUUCAAUGUUACCCUUUUCAUUGUAUAUGCGAAAUUUACGUGGUAAAUUUUAAGGAGUUUCCAAAAUUUCUAAUGGU
This is a messenger RNA of Musca vetustissima, 1047 nucleotides long. RefSeq names its product NADH dehydrogenase (ubiquinone) complex I, assembly factor 6 homolog (gene sicily). Gene Ontology annotation, biological process: mitochondrial respiratory chain complex I assembly; biosynthetic process. Lineage: Eukaryota; Metazoa; Arthropoda; Insecta; Diptera; Muscidae. The record is from RefSeq and is a predicted model, not a curated record. The transcript is spliced from 7 exons. Bases 1 to 1023 code for a protein of 340 amino acids. Gene Ontology annotation, cellular component: mitochondrion.